UCUUAGAGCACCUACUCAAGUGUCAAAACAAGCAAAAUCACUUGCUUCUCAAGCAAAAUCUCUCAUCUUUUUGGGAAUUACAAUUCUUAGCUACCCUUUCUCCCCUUCUUAUAUUUCACAAUUCUUGCCUCUUGUUGUGAAGGGAGAACCAAGAUCAUAAUCAUCAUCAUCAUCAUCAUCAUCACAUUCAUCAUUUGCUGUUUUGAAAAUACAAAAAUGAAAGUAACAUUAUGCUGUUUUCUUCUGCUAGCUCUACAAAUAACCAGUUGGGAAUCUGCAGCAAGAAGAUCCUUUCCUCCUUCUCAUACCAUGUCCAAUGCAGGCCCCAAAGAGGCACCAGGACCAACGUCUUCUUCACCACAGAAUACUGCAGACUCAGAAAAGGGUCUAAUGGACAAGGAAGUUAUGUCAGAUACUAUGAAAAAAACAUACAACAUAGGAAUGAGGAAAAUAGGGUCAGUUCCACCGAGUUGUGAGCAUAAGUGUUAUGGUUGCACUCCAUGUGAAGCUGUUCAAGUUCCCAGCACCAGCAGCAGAAACAGUAAUUUGGGUUUGCAGUACUCAAAUUAUGAGCCAGAGAGUUGGAAAUGCAAAUGUGGUCCUUCACUCUACAGUCCCUGAUGAAUAUUAUAUAUGUGCUUGUUGUUUGUUCUUCUU
Messenger RNA from Vigna unguiculata (cowpea), 657 nucleotides. RefSeq lists its product as uncharacterized. Lineage: Eukaryota; Viridiplantae; Streptophyta; Magnoliopsida; Fabales; Fabaceae. The record is from RefSeq and is a predicted model, not a curated record. Gene Ontology annotation, biological process: stomatal complex development; guard cell differentiation.